Messenger RNA from Tribolium castaneum (red flour beetle), 871 nucleotides. RefSeq lists its product as uncharacterized. The transcript is spliced from 2 exons. Bases 124 to 804 code for a protein of 226 amino acids. Lineage: Eukaryota; Metazoa; Arthropoda; Insecta; Coleoptera; Tenebrionidae. The record is from RefSeq and is a predicted model, not a curated record.
AAAUGGGAGUGAAUUUUAGAUUAGUCAAGGAGUCUCCGGAUAUUGUAAUUUCGUCCCGUAUAUAAAUAGUAACAUUUCAUGGUUUCCUGCAGUUAUUAGCCUUCUUUGACGACAGGUGUUAUUAUGAAACCUUUUGCUGUUAUUCUUGCGUUUUGCUGUUUAGCACACGCUCGUCCCGGCUUCGAGCAUCACGGGGGCCACCACCUUGAAGGGGUCCCAAAUGAGUCGCAUUACGGAAAACUGCACUACCCCAAAUUCGACAUCAUCCACUUAGGCAGUGCCAUCAAAGACACUCUACCUCCUGCAGUAGUCGAAAUCACCAAAAAAGUUGUAAUCAAAGAACCCCACCCCUAUCCUGUCAAAGUACCAGUUCCAGUACCCCAUCCCAUCGAAGUCCCCAAGCCCUACCCCGUUGUACACACCAAACUCGUCAAAGUACCCCACCCAGUCCCUGUCGAAAUAAUCAAAAAGGUUCCUGUCGCUUUCGAAGUGCCCAAGCCUUUCCCAGUACCAGUCGAAGAGUUCAAAGGCCACCAGGGGGGCUCUGAGGGCUCCUUCGGAGGUUCAUUCGGUGGUCACGAACAGUUCGGACACCAGCAAUUGAACGAAGUCCACGAAGAAGGCCAAGAAGGUGGAGGCUUUGAGGGAGGCUUCCACGGCGGUGAUAACGCAGGGGGUUUUUCUGAACAAGACCAGUCUGGGGCUUAUGGUACUCAAGUCAACGCACAAGCCCAGCAAGUUGGGUGGGUACCCCUUCAAAUGGCUGGUGAACAGCAGGCGCAGGAACAACACCAGGGGUCGUAAUAAACCAAAAUUGUAGCUUUAUGUAUUGUUUUUGUUGUACUGUUUUAAAUAAAUUUGUUUUUAUAAA